AGGCUUUAAAUGAAGAAAAGGAGGAUUUAAUACAAUCUAUAAAAAAACUGAGAGAAAUAAAAGAUAACCUCGUUAGUUCAAGCAAAUUAAAAAAGACUGAGAGGCUACUAAAGAAAGAAAAGCAAAAACUAAUAACUGAAACUAGAAAAAGGCGUACCUUGAAGAGCAUUCUUUGGGCUUUAAUAUUUUUUAUGGUUUCAUACUUUGUAUAUGCCAGUUUGAAUUCGGAUCGUGCAACCUUCAAAAGUAGCUUUGAUUUAUUAGUCAACAACACUCUUAGCGUUUUCCCGCUCUUUUCUGUUGUUGAUAAUGGAGCGGUGGGCACAAAACUUUUUAAACAUGGCUAUAAACUGGAACAUCCAGUUGUUCUUAUUCCCGGUUUUGUGAGUACGGGUCUCGAAGUGUGGCAGCAGCACGAACUCUGCUCUUCUACUAUGCACAGAACUAGAGUCUGGGGCUCAAUUUCUAUGGCAAAAGCAUUUUUUACGGAUUUUCGUUGCUGGUUUCGACAUAUGUCGUUAAAUAGAUCAACUGGUUUAGACCCGGAGGGCAUUAAAGUUCGGCCCGUCGAUAGCUUUUCAGGAGCAGCGGAAUUUAACGAAUUCUAUUGGCUUUGGAAUAAGAUCAUUGAUAAUUUAGCAAAAGUAGGUUACGACUCGAACACAAUCCACAUGGUUACCUACGACUGGAGGCUUUCUUUUGUUAAUUUAGAAAUUAGAGACAGGCUUUUUACAAGAUUGAAAACUCAAGUCGAGCUUAUGAAACUAAUACACUCCAAAAAGGUGGUUUUUAUGAGCCACUCCUACGGUACUCAAUUGCUUUUGUAUUUUUUAAAAUGGGCGGAAAGCCAGCAAGGUGGUAAAGGCGGAGAUUCCUGGGUUGAUACACAUGUCCAUGCUAUUUGCAACAUUGCGGGCUCUCUUCUUGGUGUCCCUAAAAGCUUUUCCGCCAUUUUAAGUGGCGAAAUGAAGGAUACCUCUCAGCUCGGAGGGACCCUAAAUGAGCUGCUGGAAUUCUGGUCUGUUUCCAGUCGAAAGCAGCGUGUAGAUCUAUUUCGUACAUGGCACUCUCUUUUCACGAUGCUCCCUAUUGGGGGAGCCGAGGUCUGGGGGGACGAUGGGUCGACUCCCGAAGAGCCCUCACCUCAGGGAGCCAAUAGGAGCAACCUCUUUGCACCCCCACUGGUUAAUGGAUUAUUUGCACACGUGGAAGAAACUUGUGCGGAUGCCAAUGUGAAUGCUGCCAACUUGCGGAACUUUUUGAAGAACGAACUUACUGGCUCGGGCUCAAUGCCGUUGAAUAUGAGUUUUGGUUAUUCGAAGACUCCGUCAGCGAACGAUCACAAUCCUUUGAAAUGGCACAACCCUCUAGAGGUUCGGCUUCCCUACAGUCCCAACCUGACUAUCUACUCUUUCUAUGGCGUAGGAAAACCGACAGAACGAGGAUUCCGGUACAGAUGCAAUCAGAAGUUCAAGUACUCCUUCGUCAUCAAUACCAACUAUAAUGAGGACACGUGGAUCAACGGAGUUCGAUUUUCUGAGGGCGACGGGACUGUACCUCUGAUUAGCCUUGGCUAUCUCUCCGCCAAGCAGUGGCGAACUCGAUCUCACAAUCCCGCUGGAUCCAAGAUCAUCACUCACGAGAUCGCCCACAAUCCUCACUGGAUCAGCCCCCGAGGAGGCGACUUCACUGGAGACCAUGUCGACAUCUUAGGCAAUUAUGUGCUUAACGAAGCGCUCGUAAAAAUUGCUUGUGGCUCCACCGUGCAGCAGCAUUUUAUCUCCAACAUACAAUCAAUUUCAGAGGCCGUUUAUGAUAGACUUGAGAACUCGCAGUGAUAGAGACAAUUUAUAUUAAUUUGCGUUUCCAAGUACUAUAAUUAAUAAUAUUA
This is a messenger RNA of Zophobas morio, 1891 nucleotides long. RefSeq lists its product as uncharacterized. The record is from RefSeq and is a predicted model, not a curated record. The coding region runs from base 192 to 1838 and encodes 548 amino acids. Gene Ontology annotation, cellular component: perinuclear endoplasmic reticulum; cytoplasm. Lineage: Eukaryota; Metazoa; Arthropoda; Insecta; Coleoptera; Tenebrionidae. The transcript has 15 exons. Gene Ontology annotation, molecular function: phospholipid:diacylglycerol acyltransferase activity. Gene Ontology annotation, biological process: lipid storage; triglyceride biosynthetic process.